GGAGCUCACUUCCGAAACAGAGAAAGAGGGAUUAAGGGUUCUUGCCAUCUUCUCCAGUUAGGAUUUCCUCUGACAUGGGUCGAGUCAAUAUUUACAAACCUUUGGGCAAAAGAGCUGGUUCCAGGAGUAUUGGUGUCUCUCGAAAGAGACAAACUUCUUCUUCGGUAUCUCCCACUGAUGGAUCGAAGAAACGCUCGACGUUGCAGAUGGAUCUUGAGGUUCUUGAGUGUCCCAUUUGCUUCGAAACAAUGACUAUUCCUAUCUUCCAGUGUGAUAAUGGACAUUUGGCUUGUUCCUCUUGCUGUCCAAAACUGAGUAAAUGCCCAUCUUGUGCUUUGCCUAUUGGCCGCAUUCGAUGCAGAGCAAUGGAGAGUGUUCUUAGAUCAAUCUCUAUUCCAUGCCCAAACGCCAAGCUUGGUUGCACCAAGAAUGUCUCUUAUGGGUUAGAAUCAACUCAUGUAAAGGAAUGCAUCUUCUCUCGAUGCUCCUGCCCUGCAUUGGACUGCGAUUACACUGGCUCCUACAAAGAUAUCUGCCGGCACUAUUAUACUUAUAAUUCCGAUCCCGCUACCGUACACUUAUAUGAACCCUUAAUGUAUAAUAUAUCCUUUAAUGUUCGGAUGAACAUCAGUGAUAAGAUAAAAAUCUAUGUGGAUGAUAUAUCGGACAGAUUGUUUGCAGUGCAGUGUUUUAGGGAGCCGUACGGUGUGUGUGUAACUGUAAGCUGCAUUGCACCGUCUGCUCCAGAAUUGGGAAAGUUCUCUUAUCAUCUCUCCUACACUGUCGAUGGGGACACUAUGACUUACGAAUCAGCAGACCUGAAGAGGAUUCAUAAAGUGAGUUUUCAAACCCCUCUAGAGAAGUUCAUGUUGAUCCCUCACUCUGCAUUGCGUGGUGAAAUGUUGGAGAUGAAGCUUACCAUCAGGAAGGUCAAUCAAGUGUAACAAAAUAUGGUUUGAUAGGGAAAUUAAGAGACAUUUCGGUUGUGUGUUUGGCUUAUUUUUUUGUUUUUUAUUGUAUGUUGAAGAAUUUAUGUAGGCAGGACCUCCAAUCGUCUUUAAUUUAACGAUGUUGCUUCUUUGA
Camelina sativa (false flax) is the source of this 1083-nucleotide messenger RNA. Its product is annotated as E3 ubiquitin-protein ligase SINA-like 7. Gene Ontology annotation, molecular function: zinc ion binding. NCBI's taxonomy places the organism in Eukaryota, Viridiplantae, Streptophyta, Magnoliopsida, Brassicales, Brassicaceae. The record is from RefSeq and is a predicted model, not a curated record.